UUUGCAUUCCCUUUCAUCCUUCAAUUCGGUGAAAUUUGUUGGCAAGCAGUAAAGUGAAAAGAGAAAAACGUGCAGAAAAAAUGGAAAACGAUAUGUUCACGAAUAUUAAGAAAAUGUACGAUCACAAGUUGUACGACUGCGUCAUCCCAGCGGCUGGCCUGCUGCUGACGCUUAUGCACAACGAUCGCAAUUUGGCCACACAGGAGGUGGAAUACCAGGUGCAGCACUAUCUGGCCGGGGCACAGUUCGAGGAGCGCCAAUUCCGUGCCGCUCUACGCACGCUCCAGGAGCUAAUCCAACAGCGCAGCCAAAUGGUGCGCAAGCGAAAUGGCCUGACGGCCAUUGAAAGCGUCUAUGCGGAGUUCGGGGACGUGGAGAUGCGACGCCGCCUGGCGGAAUGCUAUAAACAGUUGGGGAAUACACAGAUGGCCAUUCGUGUGCUGCUCCAGGUGCCCGUAAAGUCAAGGACGCCGAGGAUUAACUUGAUGCUGGCCCGGCUGCAGCAUUAUGGCGAUGCAAACAGCAGCGGCCGGAACAAGGCCGAGGCAUUGUAUGCCUACAAGGAGGUGAUACGCGAGUGUCCCAUGGCGCUGCCGCUGAUCCAGGAGAUGCUCGAGAUGGGCUGCGAGGGCAGUGAGGUCAAUUCGCUGGUUAUGAACGCCGCCACAUUGCCCCCCGACAUUGACUGGUUGAGCAUAUACGUAAAGGCCCUGGCCCAAAUGUUCAACUGUCGCCAUUUGGAUGCGGCAAGAACCUUUGAGCAGCUCACCGCCGACUCCUGCCUGCGGUGCAGCGAACACUUGCUGCUGGCCACUGGCAAGUGUUACUAUUAUCACGGUCAGCUAUUUCAAGCGGAGCAGUGCCUGUCUGCCGCCCUACGCUCCAAUCCCUAUAAUCUGGAGGUCAUGGGUGUGCUAAGCGUGGUGAUGGAGCUGGGUGAAUAUCCCAUGGCAGAGCGGGAUCAACUCUACGCUAAGUUGGACUACGAACUCGAGUCAGUGUCUGAGCAUCCGCACCUGAUCACCGCCCAUCAGUUAUUCCUUCGCGCCCAUUUCAUGUUCGUUGAACGUAAGUUCGAGCGUGGUCUGGGCUUGUUGAGGCGUUGCCUCCAGCUGGAGCCGCGACAUCCGGAGGCACUGCUGCUACGAGCCCGUCUCUACACGGAUAUGGAACGGUAUACGGAGGCGGCGGGUGCAUAUCGCGAUGCCCAGAUCCAUUUGCCGUAUCGUUUUGAAGUCUUCAAGGGUCUCUUCAACUGUUAUUUGGCCCAGAAGAGAUAUGCGGAGGCGCAGGCCAUGUGUACGCUGACCCUGCGCCGCUUUCAAGCCUCAGCCCGAUGCUAUAUAUUGUUUGGACGGACAUUGUUCUCCUCUGGAAAUCCGAGUGUAAAGAAGACAGCCCGUAAGUUUGCCCAGAGGGCAUUGCAAAUUGAUGCCAAUUAUAUGCCGGCGGUGGCCCUGAUGGCCGAUAUCUAUGAGCUGGAGGGCAAUACGGGGGAGUGUCUGAAGCUGUUGGAACAGCACACGACCUACCAUCCGCAUGCGGACUUUUUUGUCCAAAUGGGCAAUAUGCAGCGAAUGGAGAAGCAGCCGAUCAAGGCACUGGAAUACUACUACAAGGCAUUGGGCAUGAAUCCAAAAAGCUUGGGCGCUCUGCAAGGUAUUAAUAGCUUGAAGGGCUCCUCCUUGGACAUUGAACUGAUUGCGGGUAUCAAACGCUCCACGGAGGAUAAGCAACCGAUUGUCAAACCGGAAUUUCUCGGCACCGGUUGCAUUGAUUCCUCAUCUUCCUUGCCAAAUGCUGGGGAGGCUGUAUCCUCCUGCUCAAACUCACCGCGUUCGGGACGGGAGAACGAGGAUGUAUCGGAACUUGAUACCACUUCGGAGCAAAUGUGGCAGGAUGUGGAUGUGGAAAUGGUAAAUCUGAAUACCUCCUUCUGAUUUAAUGUAUUUAUAUACUCCAAGUAUUAUUAUUAUUAUUAUAUUUUUUUCUUUUGUCAAUGCAUUUUCCAACACAAGCUUUUUUCUGAUUAAUUUUUUUUUUAAUACCAUUUUAAUAGGCCUACGUUUUUGUGAAAGUUUAGAAUUACGAAGAAAGUAGUCGCAUUUUAAAUUUAAUUAAAAUU
Messenger RNA from Drosophila kikkawai, 2125 nucleotides. The record is from RefSeq and is a predicted model, not a curated record. Lineage: Eukaryota; Metazoa; Arthropoda; Insecta; Diptera; Drosophilidae.